Spizellomyces punctatus DAOM BR117 is the source of this 1777-nucleotide messenger RNA. RefSeq lists its product as uncharacterized. Gene Ontology annotation, cellular component: cytosol. NCBI's taxonomy places the organism in Eukaryota, Fungi, Chytridiomycota, Chytridiomycetes, Spizellomycetales, Spizellomycetaceae. Gene Ontology annotation, molecular function: fructose-2,6-bisphosphate 2-phosphatase activity. The record is from RefSeq and is a predicted model, not a curated record. Gene Ontology annotation, biological process: positive regulation of DNA repair; fructose 2,6-bisphosphate metabolic process; fructose 1,6-bisphosphate metabolic process. The transcript has 5 exons. The coding region runs from base 551 to 1615 and encodes 354 amino acids.
GUGGAGGUCAUCUGUGCUGAACUGUGGACGAUACGCGUCGCGUUCAGGGUGUCGCGUCCCAACGCUCUGUGAUGAAAGAUGGGGAUACCGACAUCGACUCCAAUAAGCAAGACAUACUUCAUCUGUCAUGCUUUGCCCAAGCCAUCAUGAAAUAGGCAUAAGGGUGCUUCCUCUUUGCAAACACUGAAAGUUACUGACAAUAUUUUCUAGUGCUCGUUGAUUUCGCUUAAAACGGUUCUAGAGUUUUUUUUGUUUACGGUCGUUGUAUGGACAUAAUUUUCUAUGCAUUAAAACCCUCAAAACAUGAGUCCAUAUACCUGUGGGACAAUGUAAAAUGAGCUAUUCUUAGCAACAUCAGAUAACGAACAGCAUGUGUAAAAUACCUUGCAGGAACAACGGUUCAUGUUCAAAUGGAAGAUUGGAAACGGCAAGCGCACGAUAUUUUUAUACAAAAACUCGUACACGUUUCCAAAAGCUCUAGUCGCUGUUUCUGUGUUGUUUUGCGGCAGGGACACGGUCACCAAAACUGAACGGUUGCAGAGUAUCCAUCAUGCCAGGGAAGAAUCUUUGUCUGGUCGUAACACUGGUUCGACAUGCGGAAACCGACCAGAACGCCCAAGUUCCGCGAGUUCUACAAGGACAAUCUGAUAGUCCCAUCAACUCGUGUGGGAUGAAGCAAGCUGAAUCCCUUGCUUGGAGAUUGAAGAAGGAGUCAUUCGAUCACAUUUACACCAGCGAUCUUUUGAGAGCGAAACAGACAGCACACGAGAUAGCAAAACGUCACCCAACGACUCCUCUAUCAAAGGACUAUCGCCUGCGCGAACAGGAUUUGGGAGACCUGACAGGAUUGCCAUGGCCUCAAGCAAAACUGAUCUUGAAAGAGGAAGAUCGAUCUUUUGACGACCACAUUGCUGAAAAGGGGGAAGGCAACCGAGAAUUCAAGGACCGUGUGGUAGACCUUUACACGGAUCUAAUCGCCUACCAUCUUGUACAACCGCAUCAACAGCUGCUGCAAGCAGUGUCCACUGACUCGCUAGGCAAUUCAAGCGUAAAUGGUGAUGAACGCGCAGGAUCAUCAACACCGGGCCAAGCCGACGGCAGGGAGAAGCCUGCUGCAAACGGGUCCACCGACUCCGUUCGCAGCUCACGCACGCCGAGAAUGAGACAAAUCAACGUCUUGCUAGUGACCCAUGGUGGCUGGAUCCAACGUAUGAUGGAGCACCUGAUCGAAGAGCUCAAUUUCCAGCUCGAUUGUGACCUCCUCAAUGGAUUUCCCAAGAAUACGGCUGUGUAUCGGUUCGUGAUCAACAAGGUAUUCAAACCGGAUGGGGACUAUGAAUGGGAAGGUCGUGUCAAAUUGAUGAACUGUGUCGCACAUUUGGCCGGAAUGGCCAAACGUGAGACUCCGAAUGCUAGCCCAGCAGUGUCGAGGACGUCAAGUCCUGCUCAAAGUCCUGUUAUGCUGAGGAAGGCGAGAAUGGCGAAUGGGUCUAAUGCGUCAGGCUUGGCCUUCAACCGGAAAGGGUUUCCACAAAUCUUUUACCAGCACAAAAUGGGCGGAAUCGCUCCCCCGCAACCAGCACCGACGGAGAGAAUGAAAACAUUGGGCUGGUAGCGUAGCAAGUAUUAGAUAUCAUUGUGUGAAAUCAUGAAGCUCGUGCUCUGUUUAGUAGGCGUGUGAGGGUGUGGAAACCGCGACUUGUUCAGUUUAUCUCAUAGCUGUAGACUUAAAUAAGACUUCCCGUUUGCUAAAAUAUACCAGGGGUCUAUUUCCAGA